Molecule: messenger RNA, 1806 nt
Organism: Thalassophryne amazonica
Lineage: Eukaryota; Metazoa; Chordata; Actinopteri; Batrachoidiformes; Batrachoididae
Gene: cdc40
Product: cell division cycle 40 homolog (S. cerevisiae)
Exons: 15
Coding region: 50-1783 (577 amino acids)
Biological process (GO): mRNA splicing, via spliceosome
Cellular component (GO): catalytic step 2 spliceosome
Molecular function (GO): mRNA binding; protein binding
Source: RefSeq, a predicted model, not a curated record
GCUACGGAAGAACUGCCUUCCUGUUUCCGGCAACUUCACAACAUCCAAAAUGUCUGCUGCCAUCGCUUCUCUUGUCUCGUACGCCAGUGAUUCCGAUUCAGAAAAUGAGUCCGAGUCGAAUCCAAAUGUGAAGCAGGUUGAUCCAGAUGUCACUGCUCACCUUAAACCUUUACCGUCCGGAAAAACCAUGUCUUUGGUUGUCCUCAAUUCUGCUCCGGAGGUCGCCGUAAAGGAGGCCAUUGAGACGGGCAGUCAUCUGGAUCCUUCGCUGAAAGAAGUGGGUUUUAACCCAACAUAUGAAACCAUGUUUGCACCUGAAUUUGGGCCAAAAAACCCGUUUAAAACCCAGCAGAUGGCUGCUCCCAGGAACAUGUUAUCUGGUUACGCAGAACCAGCUCACGUCAAUGACUUUAUGUUUGAACAGCAAAGGAGGACUUUUUCCACCUACGGCUAUGCUUUAGAUCCUUCUGUUGACACACAAGCUUCCACUAACAGCUACAUUGGAGCAGUAGAUGAGGCAGAGAAAAAUAAAGGCCUGACUGUGUUUGAGAGUGGAACUAAAAAGUCAGAGAAGAGGAAAAAGGUCAAAGGUGGAGAAGCAGCAGAAAUUGACAACUUCCUCGGACCAUGGGCCAAAUACGUAGACGAAAAUGAUGUUGCCAAGCCAUCGGAGGAAGAGCAGAAAGAGCUAGAUGAAAUUACUGCCAAGAGGCAGAAGAAGGGAAGGAAUGAAGAAGAGGCUCCAGCAGAGGAGAAGACCAUUCUCCAUGUUAAAGACAUGUAUGAUUACCAGGGCAGGUCGUACCUCCAUGUCCCUCAGGAUGUGGGCGUCAACCUACGCACUGCAGAGGCUCCGGAUAAAUGUUACCUGCCGAAGAAACAGAUUCAUGUCUGGUCUGGACACACUAAGGGUGUAAGUGCGAUCCGACUGUUUCCUGGCUCUGGUCAUCUGCUUCUCUCCUGUGCCAUGGACUGUAAGAUUAAGCUGUGGGAGGUUUACAACGAGAGGAGGUGUAUGCGCACAUUUAUUGGUCACAGCAAAGCGGUGCGAGAUAUUUGCUUCAACAACAGCGGGGCACAGUUCCUCAGUGCUGCAUACGACCGGUACCUCAAACUGUGGGACUCUGAGACAGGCCAGUGUAUCGCCCGAUUCACAAACAGGAAGGUACCCUACUGUGUCAAGUUCAACCCAGACGAGGACAAACAGAACCUCUUCGUGGCUGGCAUGUCGGAUAAGAAGAUUGUUCAGUGGGACAUCAGGACCGGUGAGGUGGUUCAGGAGUACGACCGUCACCUGGGUGCCGUCAACACCAUCACCUUUGUUGACGAGAAUCGCCGGUUUGUCAGCACAUCAGACGACAAGAGUCUUCGAGUUUGGGAGUGGGACAUCCCAGUGGACUUUAAGUACAUCGCUGAGCCCAGCAUGCACUCGAUGCCAGCUGUGACUCUCUCUCCCAAUGGUAAAUGGCUCGCGUGCCAGUCGAUGGACAACCAGAUUCUGAUCUUCGGUGCCCAAAAUCGUUUCCGACUAAACAAGAAGAAGAUCUUUAAGGGCCACAUGGUGGCUGGCUAUGCCUGCCAAGUGGACUUCUCCCCAGACAUGAGCUACGUGGUGUCUGGAGACGCGGAUGGAAAGCUGAACGUUUGGGAUUGGAAGACCACCAAGCUUUACCACAGGAUCAAAGCUCACGAUAAAGUGUGCAUCAGCGCCCUCUGGCACCCACACGAAACCUCGAAAGUCAUCACCUGUGGCUGGGAUGGACAAAUCAAACUCUGGGAUUAGAACAGCCCCGGGGGGUUUCGAAG